Messenger RNA from Rotaria sordida, 3068 nucleotides. NCBI's taxonomy places the organism in Eukaryota, Metazoa, Rotifera, Eurotatoria, Philodinida, Philodinidae. The record is from the annotation of a GenBank genome assembly.
GGAUCCACUAUGAUCCAUUAGGAUCCAUCAGGAUCCACCAGGAUCCACCAGGAUCCACAGGAUCCACAGGAUCCACAGGAUCCACCAGGAUCCAGUAGGAUCCAAUAGGAUCCACCAGGAUCCACAGGAUCCACCAGGAUCCGAGGAUCCAGGAUCCGCUUUUUCCCCCUUGAUGUAAAUAAUCAUUCUGGUGUGGAUAUUUGCGUCAACCUUUCUGAUAGGGCAGUAUCCAGGCCCCACACUCACAAAUGAUUAGUCUACCGAGUAAAUAUAAUAGACAUCAAACACCAAGUUUGAUAUUGAUAUUUUGAUUUAUUUACAGAUAAUUUGUAUCUAAUACUGCAUAUUUCAUUUACUGUCUGUUCUAUAUAUUGUACCGAUAUUGUAUUGAUAGACGAACUUAUAACUUACUUCUUCACAUUAGUGUGUCAAAAUUAAAUUAUAUGAACUACCGAAUAUAUCAAUAAUUGUGAACUAUUUCAUAAUAGUAAAACCAGAGUCAUAAGCGACGGAGACAUGAGACUUGGACAGGCUGAAUCCUAUUCCAGGUCCACAUAUCGUAGGUCAGACUCAGACAUUUGUUUCUCGUUCAGUUAGAUCCAUAGAGUUAUACAUUACAUCAAAAUUCUAAUACAGACGUCGAAAUUUUCGACUACAUUCAAGUGAAGCAGACUUAGAAUUACAUUUUUCAGAAAAAAUUCUAUUUUGUAUGACUAAAUAUAGAACCCUACAUGGUCAGUGAGUUGAAGUAGUACUCGUUUGUAACAAGUGCAGAAGAAUUAUGAUGAAAACUCAAAUUACAUAAACGAAAAGCUGCCGAAAGCUUUCGUCGCCUUCAAUAGCUAAGUUCAUAAGUCUAAGAAAUAUUUUCAACAAAGUGAGCAAAAUCAAAGCGCAAGUCUUUCGGUACAAGUUGCAAAUAUUUUUCGAAUCAUACCAGCUGUAUACAGAUCAAAAUAUGGAUUGUAAACCAGAAGCAUUACUUUAUUACUUUCGAAUUGCCGAAAAAACUGCCUUUCUACUCUCCAUUCUUAAGUUCCCGUUGGAAAUCUUAUAGAGAUUAUUAAGCGUAUCCUAGACUGAAAACGUUUCACAGCCUAUAAUCAGAGUAUAUAUAUACUAUGGAAGAAAUUAAAAUCUGCGGCAAUUCUAAAUUUCCCGAAGAACCAAUCCAAAUUUUUAUUUCUUCUGUACUAUAUAUAUGUGUACAGUUAAUCAUUCAUGGAGAACUUUUAUCAAUCAUUUUUUACGAAUAUAAAAAAAGUCUUUUCAGAAGCAUCAAAAAUAACAUUGUUUUGAUUGAUUAUAUGCUCGUAGAUCUUCUCCAGCAAUAUUAAAUUAAUUCAUCUUACAAUUUGGAAAAGAAAAACAUAACACAAAGGUGUUGUUAUUGUAAAAGCUAGAAAAGCUUCGUUAAAACACUUGUACAGAAUGCUUUUUUCAACUCGAGAUCACAAAAUGAAUGAUUUUUUAUUGUGUAAUAUAUGUCAAUUUUUGUGUGAAGUGUACGAUCAGUUUUGACCGCAACUGUUUGCGCAGUUAUAUCGUUCCUAAUUAGAUAUUAUUACGCGGUAGUUUCAACUUUAUAUUGUUCUUCUUACAUAAGUAUUCAGAAAUGAAAUGUUAUUUGUAAGAAAUACCAUAGAGUAAUAAAUAUGAGGACUAUUUGGGGAAAAAAACGUUUUUUUUUUCAGUCAACGUUAGGCGCGACCGUUCAGCGAAAAGGUUGUAGGAUGGUGGUCGCCUCCGCCACUACUUUAACGGCUAACAUGACCUUUUGCGCCGCCUUCGUCGUGGUUUUUACGCGGGGUGCACGUCUCUGAUUUGCGCUCUAGCACUGUUUUUAAAUCGUAUUUCAGAAAAAUAAACUGUAAAUAUAUGUAUUCUGAUUAUAAUAGGAUGAGAUAAUUGAUAACGAUUGAGUAUUUAAUUGAUCUAAAUUAAGUUCGACACAGUAAUAUGAAGAAGUUAGAAUUUUAUCAAUCAAUAUAAUUUCAAUAUGACAUAUAUAUAAAUUUAUUUAGGAUGGUAUUUCUCAACUAGUAGGACGUCAUUUUAAUGGUACUGCUAAAAAAAAAUCAAAAACUACAUCUUAUAAAAAACAACUGAAUUUUUUUGAAAAAAUUAAUGUCUUAUGGUCAGCACCAAUAACAAAAUUUUAUACAAAUUUUGCUUGUUAUAUUGUAUUUUUAUGUUUUUUUACAUUGGCUGUUAUGUGGCCAUCAUGUGGAAAUUUACUACUUGAUUUCUUUGUUUGGUUUUGGGCAGCAUCAAUUGCUCUCGAAAAUAUACAUGUUACUUAUGAAAAAUGUUAUUCUCGAAGUAGUUUAUCUAUACGACGACCUCUAUUAGAAACUAUCGUACAAAUUAUAUUUCUGGCACUUUUUCUUGGUUUUAGAAUAAUUGGUUUAUGGCAUUUUGGAACUUGUCAAGUUGUAGCAUCAAAAGCAAUCUUAAGUAUUGGAUUAAUUUAUUAUUAUUGUCGAUUAUUAUUUAUUUUUUUACCGAUAAAUCCAAUACUUGGUCCGUUGAUGAUUCGACUUCGAUAUAUGAUUAUGGAUGAUUUUUUUACAUUUUUACAAUUAUUUAUGAUAUUUAUGAUAUCAUUUGGUGCUGCAAUAACAGCUGUACUUUAUCCACAUCAUCCACUUAAUUUAGAGUUAUUUUCAACAGCUUUUGUAUUUCGUGGUUUAAUGGCAUUAUUCGGUAGUGAUAUGGGUGAUUUAAAACAUCAACGUGCACCAUGUUCAAUAAAUGCAACAACUAAAACAGAAAGAGAAGAUGCUUGUCUAAGAUUAUCUCAUGGUCUUUCAUUUAAAUAUGACAAUACUUAUGCAUAUAAACGAUAUGGAAUAUCAUCACGAAAUUGCAAUCAAACAUCAUGGAUAGCAUGGUUUUUGCUUAUACAAUAUUUCUUUUUAGCUAAACGUUUUCUUACAUCACUUUUAACAGCGAUGUUUGGUUUAACUGGAGCAAGAGUACAAAGUCAAUCUCAGCAAAUUUGGUUAUAUAAUCGAUAUGAAAUUCUCAUGGAAUAUGCUAAACGACCACGUUUACCUCCACCUUUU